UAGUCUGGGAAUAUUGCAGGGUUUAACAAGGAUGUUACGGAGGUUAGGGGGACGACGAAAGGCAACUCUGGGUGGUGUGGGGAGAAUUUUGUCAAGGGAUGAUCUCAUUUCAGGGGUUGACUUGAGAAAGUCAUAUCCCUGGCGGAGUAAUUUAUUGAUGUAUUCGAGGCCAGGAUAAUAUUGGGUGACAAGAGGGAUGCUUCUGUGUGGUCUGAGGGUAGGAAUAUUGUUGUUGGACGGGGAGGAAUGUAUUGCUCGGGAGAUCUGUUUGUGGACAAGAUCUGCAGGAUAGUUGCGGGAGAGGAAAGCACUGGUCAGGUUAUUGGUGUAAUUGUUGAGGGAUUCGUCACUGGAGCAGAUACGUUUGCCACGAAUACCUAGGCUGUAGGGAAGGGAGCGUUUGAUGUGGAAUGGAUGGCAGCUAUCAAAGUGAAGGUACUGUUGUUUGUUGGUGGGUUUGAUAUGGACAGAGGUGUGGAUGUGAGCUUCAACAAGAUGAAGGUCAACAUCCAGGAAGGUGGCUUGGGUUUUGGAGAAGGACCAGGUGUUCAGAUUCGAAAAGGAGUUAAGGUUAUGGAGGAAAUUAAGGAGUGUUUCUUCACCAUGAGUCCAGACCACAAAGAUGUCAUCUAUAAACCUAUACCAGGCCAGGGGAAGCAGCUGUUGGGUCUUCAGGAAAGCCUCCUCCAUGCGGCCCAUGAAGAGGUUGGCAUAGGACGGAGCCAUCCUGGUUCCCAUGGCAGUUCCCCUGAUUUGUUUGUAGGUCUGGCCUUCAAAAGUGAAGUAAUUAUGGGUGAGGAUGAAGUUGGUAAGUGUGAUAAGGAACGAGGUUUUUGGAAGAUCUUCGGGUGGGCGUUGGGAGUGGUAGUGCUCAAGGGCAGAGAGACCAUGGGUGUGUGGGAUGUUUGUGUAAAGGGAUGUAGCAUCUAUGGCGACAAGAAAGGUUUCAGGUGGGAGAGGAGUGGGAAUGUAUUUGAGGCGUUCUAGGAAGUGGUUUGUGUCCUUGAUGUUGGAUGGGAGUCUGCGGGUGAUAGGUUGGAGGUGUUGGUCUACCAGAGCUGAGAUACGUUCUGUUGGGGCUUUGAAGGCUGCUACAAUGGGACGGCCAGGAUGGUUCUCUUUGUGGAUUUUGGGUAAUAGGUAGAAGGUAGGAGUACGUGGCUCAGGUGGAGUGAGGCCUUGUGAGGGACCUUGGAUUUUUAGGAUUUUCUGCAGCUCAGUCUGGACGGAGGGAAUGGGAUCCUGGGUAACAGCUU
Schistocerca gregaria is the source of this 1256-nucleotide messenger RNA. RefSeq lists its product as uncharacterized. The transcript has 2 exons. NCBI's taxonomy places the organism in Eukaryota, Metazoa, Arthropoda, Insecta, Orthoptera, Acrididae. The record is from RefSeq and is a predicted model, not a curated record. Bases 415 to 987 code for a protein of 190 amino acids.